This is a messenger RNA of Scomber scombrus (Atlantic mackerel), 3926 nucleotides long. It is a transcript of the gene qsox1, whose product is annotated as quiescin Q6 sulfhydryl oxidase 1. Gene Ontology annotation, molecular function: flavin-dependent sulfhydryl oxidase activity; protein disulfide isomerase activity. Gene Ontology annotation, cellular component: Golgi membrane. The record is from RefSeq and is a predicted model, not a curated record. Bases 116 to 2569 code for a protein of 817 amino acids. Lineage: Eukaryota; Metazoa; Chordata; Actinopteri; Scombriformes; Scombridae. The transcript has 13 exons. Gene Ontology annotation, biological process: protein folding.
GGCCAAAAAAAUACAAAGGAGAGUGAGAAAAAAGUUGUGAUAAGUUUUGCUUGGUGGAAACUUGCGUUCACACCGAGGUUAGCAGCAGCAGCAGCAGCAGCUCGGACGGGGAAAGAUGGCGUGGCGAGGUGGCCGUAUCUAUGCCACGUCUCGGUUUAACGGAGAUAUUCUCACAUAUCCCUGCAAAAAGAUACUAGCAGCAUCUGUAGUUUGUCUGUGUUUUUGUCUUCUUUUCCCUUCCUCUGCGGAGGCCGGACUAUACACCGCCUCUGACCAGAUCGUCUUGUUAAGUCGGGAAAAUGUGGAGUCGGUUUUGGUGAACUCCACAGCGGCGAUAGUUGUGGAGUUUUACGCCUCAUGGUGUGGACACUGCAUCGCCUUUUCACCGGUUUACAAAAGCCUGGCAAGAGACAUUAAAGAGUGGAAGCCAGCUGUGGAGCUGGCAGCGAUAGACUGUGCUGCAGAGGCCAACAGGAAGGUUUGCACUGGCUUCAGCAUCAGAGGGUAUCCAACUUUAAAGUUCUUCCAUGCUUACUCCAAGGCUGAAUCUACUGGAGAGUCUUUUAAAGGGUUUCCCCGUGAUGUUAGAGGUCUCCGACACAAGAUUAUAGAACAACUGGAAACCCAUGGAGAGCCCUGGCCCCCUGCCUGCCCCCCACUAGAGUCCACCAGCCAAGCAGAGAUCAACAGCUUCUUUGAGACCAACAACGUGCAGCACCUGGCCCUGAUCUUUGAGGAGUCUAAAUCCUUCAUUGGCCGAGAGGUUACCCUGGACCUGUUACAGUUUGAGAACAUCGCAGUACGGAGGGUCCUGAGCAAUGAGGAAGAUCUGGUGACCAAACUGGGAGUAACAGAGUUCCCAUCCUGCUACCUUUAUUAUCCUGGAGGCAAUUUCACCCAACUCAAAGUCGCCAAUGAGGCUCGUACUUUCUACACUUUCGCCCUCCAGAGGCUGCCAGGGGUGGUGCGGUCUGGAAAGCCUCCACUGGACAACACACACCUGGUCACCAACAAUACAGAAGAACCCUGGAGACCCUUCAACAGGUCCAGGGUGUACAUGGCAGACCUGGAGUCAACACUGCACUACUCCCUGCGUGUGGAGCUGGCUUCUCAGACUCAGAUCAAAGGAGAGGUCCUGAUUGCCCUGAAAAAGUACAUAUCUGUCCUCGCAAAGUAUUUUCCAGGACGUCCUGUGGUGAUGAACCUGUUGCAGUCUAUAAACUCUUGGCUACAGAACCAGACUGCAAAUGAGAUUUCCUAUGUGGCGUUUAAAGAGAAACUGGAUAACUCAUCACAGGCUCCAGACACAGCUUUACCAGAAGGAGUGAGGUGGGUGGGCUGUCAGGGAUCAAAACCCCACUUCAGACGUUACCCUUGUGGGGUGUGGACUCUCUUUCACGUUCUUACUGUCCAGGCCAAGAAAGCAGGGGGCUCAGAUGCAAAGGAGGUGCUGAGUUCAAUGAGGGGCUACAUCCACCACUUCUUUGGCUGCAGGCCGUGUGCUGAGCACUUUGAGAACAUGGCGCAGGAGAGUCUGGCAGAGGUGACCACAUUGUCUACAGCGGUCCUGUGGCUGUGGUCCAGACACAAUCGCGUUAACAACAGACUGGCAGGUGAUUUGAGUGAAGACCCUAAUUUCCCAAAGAUCCAGUGGCCAUCACCAGAAAUUUGUCCAGCAUGUCAUACAGUGAAGGACAAUGGGGAGCACAGGUGGAACCAUGAGCAGGUUCUCUCUUUCCUCCUGUCCCACUUCUCCUCCAACAACAUCCUCUCAGACUACCUCGAGGAUGAAAGCCAGGUCCUGGCCAAGCAGAGGGCAAAACAUGCCAGUAUGCAGAUAGCUUUAGAAGCUCAGAGACGGGUUGAAAGGAAAACCAGAGAGGCCUUGGAUUCUCUGACUCCUCCACCAUCGCAACCCACCGUGCCAGAAGAGGAGGAGGAGGAGGAGGAGGAGGAAGAGGAGGAGGAAGAAACUGUAACAGAUGAAGAGGAGGAAGGUGCGGAGGGAGCUGCAGCAGCAGUUGAGAUGGUAGGUAAGCCGACUCCUUGGGCCAAAACUGAAAUGGAGGUGAGUCGAGGCAGACGGCAGGCCAACAGGAAGCCGAGCAUUGUGGGAAUGAGGAUGCGAAACCUGCAGGAGGACAUUGUGGAUCUCGACUCAUUUGUUAACCAGCACUACAAGGCCAAAGCGCUGCGGGUGGCUGCUUCCAGCCGGGUCAAACAACGAACCCUGCAGAGGAAGGAGGAGCAAGACCCCAGGCCCUUGUUUGGGCUUGGCAUGGAGUUAGAUGCAGGGCUCGGGAUGGUGGGCCUGCAGCGCAUGGAGCCGGACGUCAGGCAGCAGAGGAAGCGGCUGCAAAAGCGAGAACUGGCAGGCCAGUACUUUGGUGAGGAGGCUGAAUUGAGCCACAGAGGACGCUGGAUGUCUAUGCUGAACAUUGGAUUCUCUAGAGUGGACAUCAGCCUGUGCGUCAUUCUUUAUUUCCUGUCUUCCAUGUGUCUUCUCGCCAUGUACCUUUUCUUUAAAAACCGUCUAAGGCUACGGCGGGCUAAAGUAGCCUUGCCCUGAACCAAAGUAUAUCCAAAUUUGACCCAAGUCACAGCAAUGAUUAAUGUUCAUUAGGUUCAUCUAGGCUAAGGUUGGGUUAAUGUAAGGGGAUAUGUCAAGAUUAGCACUAUCUUAGGUAGUCCACUUAACUGUUACCUACAGCCAGAGUAGGCCGGUUUUCACCCUGUGGUCACCUAAUGUUUGGUUAUAUGUGGAGAGGAAGUGAAGGGAAAAUUAGCUAAUUACCUUUUUAAAAUCAGGGCAGUUCUGUAACCUUACACUUAAUGCAGCCUCAUGCCCUUCAGGCAGCACCUCAACUGUGGAAAUUGUUUGUUUAUUUCCAUAAGUGGCUUUUUGUUCGGAGUUUGUGCUUUCUGUUAGAGAGAAUCAAUCCUGCUUUUGAUUCUGUUUGACCACUUACUAUGUGAAGGUUGAAAUUAAAUCCAACAUAAAAAAAAGUUUUUGAUUUUUAUUAAGUGAAUGGAACUAAUGUUUGGGUUAUUUUCUACUAAGUGAUUUAUUUUUGUUGCUUUACUAAAGUUAUGGUACUUUUUGUAAGACUUGAAUUUUUCUGUUUUGUUUCAGAGUAGGUUGAAGACCUACCUACCUUAGUACUAUGACCAAAAAAUAAGUUCCAGUAGAAAUGUUCUAUAUAUUUACACAAACUUUAAAUCAUUUGAACUAAGUACUCAAAUAGAUGAUUCUUCUGUAAUUACAAAAAAAUCCACAAAAAAAACCUUGUGCCUUAAAUUACAGACUAUACGGACAGGACUGCCCCCCCCCCCAAAAAAAAAAUCAAUCGCUUGUGGAUUUUUGUGUUUAAGUUUCACAUAACUAUGAGUUUCACUAAUAAUCAGGUAGCAAAAAAUACAGUCCAGCCUUUGUGCCUAAAUUCUAUGUGGGUUUUUUUACAAUCUGUUGUUGUACAGACAGCAGCACAUGAAAUACUGUAACUGGGACCAGCAGGUCCACAGCAACUUUCACCAGUGAAGAACAGCUCAGCCGUUUGUCCUCCAGCUCCUUUGAGGCGGUUUACAUUACACUGAGCAUUAUAUCACAUCUUUGAAUAUUACAUCACACUGCUGAGUCUACAUAACAGCUUCUUCUUACAACUGUGGUUGUUUGUGAAAUGACGCAUAUGUUCACACUGAACAAGGUUUUAGAAUAAGCAGGAUUUGUUUUUGGCUGGUGUCCAUGAUGUAAAGUGUCUGUUCAUCUCAAAAACACUGUUUUUCUGUUUGCUUCUUUGCUUCCAUCUAAAUCAAUAAAAUUAUUUUUGAUAAGGACUUGUUUUUUGUUUUAACUGAGAUCUGUCAUUGAAACCAUUUUUAUUUAAGUAAGUAAGGCAACUUUAAAUGUUUCUGAACAGAAAACUGGU